AGUGUUUGUGCCAACCGAGAGCCGGAGGCGCAACAGAAAAUGGUGAAAGAUAAGAAAAUCAAGGAUAUCCCCGAGCGAGUGACACUCAAGAAAGAAAUAGGACUUCUCAGUGCUUGCACCAUCAUCAUAGGAAACAUCAUUGGCUCGGGAAUCUUCAUCUCGCCAAAGGGUGUUCUGGAGCACUCGGGGUCAGUGGGCCUGGCCCUGCUGGUGUGGCUCUCCGGAGGGGGCAUCGCCGCCCUUGGCUCUCUGUGCUAUGCCGAGUUGGGGGUGACCAUCCCCAAGUCUGGGGGGGACUACUCCUACGUCACAGAGAUCUUUGGAGGUCUAAUUGGCUUUCUGCUGCUGUGGAGUGCCGUGCUCAUCAUGUACCCCACCACACUGGCAGUCAUCGCCCUCACCUUCUCCAACUAUGUGCUGCAGCCCGUCUUCCCUGAGUGUGUCCCUCCGUACGUUGCCGUACGGAUGCUCUCCACCACCUGCAUAUUGUUCCUCACUUGGGUGAACUGCUACAGCGUGCGUAUGGCCACCCGUAUUCAGGACAUCUUCACAGUGGGUAAACUGAUGGCUCUGGGCCUCAUCAUUGUGGUGGGGCUGGUGCAGAUCUGUAAAGGCAACUACGAGGGCUUAACUCCACAUGUGGCCUUUGAGUUUUUCAAGAGUCCGACAGUGGGGGAGAUCGCCCUGGCUUUCCUCCAGGCCUCCUUUGCCUUCAGUGGGUGGAACUUCCUUAACUAUGUGACCGAGGAAGUGGUGGAACCACGCAGGAACCUUCCUCGCGCCAUUUACAUCUCCAUUCCACUGGUGACCUUUGUUUACACGCUCACCAACAUCGCCUACUUCUCCUCCAUGUCUCCCGAGGAGCUGCUGGCAUCCAAUGCUGUGGCUGUCACCUUCGGGGAGAAGCUUCUGGGCAUGUUUUCCACGAUCAUGCCCAUCUCUGUGGCUUUGUCCACAUUCGGGGGCAUCAACGGCUACCUCUUCACCUCAUCCAGGCUGUGUUUCUCAGGGGCAAGAGAGGGACACCUGCCCAGUCUACUGGCCAUGAUCCACUUCAGGAGCUGUACACCUAUCCCAGCCCUCCUAGUGUCUUGCACAGCCUCAAUUGUCAUCUUGUGCAUCGGGGAGACUCAUAACCUGAUCAACUAUGUGUCUUUUAUUAACUACCUCUCUUAUGGGGUCACCAUUGCUGGUCUUCUGUACUACAGAUGGAAAAAGCCUAACCUCUUUAGGCCCAUCAAGGUAAACCUGAUUGUUCCAAUCACUUACUUGCUGUUCUGGGCCCUCCUGCUGGGGUUCAGCCUUCACUCAGAGCCCGUAGUGUGUGGUGUGGGCCUGGUCAUCAUGCUCACUGGAGUGCCUGUCUACUUCCUGGGAGUCCAUUGGAAAGAAAAGCCCAAGUGUAUCUAUGACUUCAUUGAAUGGGCUACCUACCUGGGACAGCGGUUGUUUUUUGUGGUCUUCCCGCAACUUGACCCUAUUGUUAUUGCAACAACUCCCACUGACUGGACAGACAAAUCCUCUGCUACAAGCAAUGCCUCUGGGACUUUUUGAGGUGUUUCAUUUUGGACACUUUGUUUAUGUUUUUUUUAAUAUAUAUAUAAAUAUGUAUCUAUUUCAAACUUAAAACCAUAGACACUUGUACCCCAGUUUAUAUAAUGAAUCUCUUCUGAAUUGCACAAGCACACAUUACAGUAAGUUUGGACCUAGAGGCAAAUAUAGCACCUCUCACUAUUUUUGUAUCAUGAUUCCAGCUAAGCCACUACAUUGAUAAUGUGUUUGGUAUUUGUUCCCAAGAAAAAAAAAGGAUAAAUACAUGCACACUUAAUUUUAUGCCACCAAAAUUGUAUGUGCAAGAAUUUAGCC
Molecule: messenger RNA, 1866 nt
Organism: Sardina pilchardus (European sardine)
Lineage: Eukaryota; Metazoa; Chordata; Actinopteri; Clupeiformes; Clupeidae
Gene: slc7a10b
Product: solute carrier family 7 member 10b
Exons: 11
Coding region: 40-1554 (504 amino acids)
Biological process (GO): amino acid transmembrane transport; D-serine transmembrane transport; D-alanine transmembrane transport
Cellular component (GO): membrane
Molecular function (GO): neutral L-amino acid transmembrane transporter activity; L-amino acid transmembrane transporter activity
Source: RefSeq, a predicted model, not a curated record